UUCCAGAAUAGAGAAAAAGUACUGAAGAAAAAGAACCUGCAAAAGACCCCAAACACUUCUCCUUUUAGAAGUGUUUAUAUACAUGUAUAAUUACAUACAUACAUACAAAUAUAUAUCCAUACAUAUGAAACCCUACCAAAGAGAAAGAAUUCCAAGACUUAAAGACCAAUGAUUCAUGUCACAUGUCACACGCCUUAACAUCGGUGUUAUUUGACAUACAUAUAUGUCAUAUGUCCUCAAAAAAUGAUUUAGAUUCAGACAAUUGAUGUAUAUUAAGAUAUUUGUAUAAAUAUGGGGGUUAUAUUGUAAUCAUAGUCAACUGAAAACGUAAUGUGUAAUUUAACAUGAUUAUAGUUUCGGUCAUUAUUUGACACAGCACAAAUUGCUCAUACUGCGGUCUCACAUUAUUUCUGGCUCUCAAUGACAUAGGAGGAGGAUCCCCGUUGUGAAAUAUUCGAGGAACCCCAACAACCCCCCACCCCCCUUCUCCAUUCCCGGCAUUACUCCUCGUCAUCAGUCCAAUCGAUUUUGCUAUAAAUUAAGGCAAGAAAUGAGACCGAGUAUAUGCACCUCUCUCCUGGGCUCUUCAGGAACAUCCCACCAAGUAACAGAAAACUGCACCCACGUCCAGUCGAGCCUCGCAGCAUCUUCCGUCCCGAGGGCCCGCUCUCCGCCUCCAAAGACCCAGCAUGACCCCUCGCUCCCUGCUGCUGUGCGCCCUGGUGCUCUCGUCCCUCCUCGGCAGCGCCCGGUGCAGUCCCGUGUGUAACAACCGGUGCUGUCGUUUCGUGGAGGGCUUCCCUGUCAGGCUGAAGAAGCUCAGGCAGGACUAUUCACGGAUCCGAGAUUUCUUUGAGGCAAACGAUGACUUGGACACAACCCUGCUGGACCAGAGCGCGGAGGACUCCUUUAAAAGCCCGUUCGCGUGCCACACCGUGGACAGCAUCCUGGACUUCUAUCUGACCUGGGUCCUACCGACAGCCAUAGCCGGAGUGACCGAGGACACCCAGGACUUACAGCCGCACAUGGAGUCCAUUCAGCAAAUCUUCGACGGGCUCAAGAGAGAUGUCUUCACCUGCAGAAAGUACUUCUCCUGCGUCAAACCGUUUGACAUCAACCAUUUAAACUCUACUUACAACCAAAUGGAGAGUAAAGGUCCGUACAAGGCCAUGGGGGAGAUCGAUCUGCUGCUUAACUACAUUGAGACUUAUCUGGCCUCUCAGAGGCACAGAAACCCAGUGGCCACUGUUUGACGACCGGCUGACCUUCAUCGAAAUAUCACCCUCAUCUUCGCAAGCAAACAGAAUACUCUUUGUCAUUCAAUCCAUUGUUUUCACCAUAGUUUUGUCAGAUGAUAUUGCUGCCUGCUGAACUUAAUGUCUUUGUUAUUCUGAGACUCUCGUUUUUGUCCUGAGGACAAGUUUCUGUUUUAAGACCAUAUUGAGUCCCACACAUGCAGUUAGAAUCCAAACUGUGUUGCUUGAGCUGUGAUAUUUAUUUGUAUUGUGUAUAUGUAUUUUUGUAUUUAUGACUAAUGUCUUGAUGCCAAUGAAUAAAGGACUAUUUGAGAAGAGGAUACUGUUAAGCAUGCCGUUUAUUAGAAAUGGGUAGCACUAAACAUCACACCCUGCAGUUUUGCACACUAUAUCUGGGGAACGACUUGAGUGUAAACUCAAAAAGAGGAUUCACUAACCUCAAACGUGACCCAUAUACAUCACUUACCAGCAGCAGCACUGCUGCAUCUUGACUUACCGAAACUGUAACUAGCCAGUCUCACCAUCGCGGCACGCAAACGCAAACAUGCACGCACACGCACACACGUGCAAAAGCCAUCAUAGCCAUUAGUCAGAUACAUUGUAAGACAGAAUAUAUAGCAGACAGGGGGAAAUAGCAGCCCUGCAUGUACUUAUUUAUUGUCUUUUUUAACGGUUUUUUAGGAGGGUGUAAUACAUAGAUAGUAUCUUUUAGCCACAAAAACAUCCUUUAAAAACAUUUGAAUGUGCGUACUUUACUCAUUACGCAUUACUCAGACUACAAAACAAAGAUUCCUUACCUGACUAAGGCCUCUGCAUUGAAACUACUAUAAUG
Messenger RNA from Pungitius pungitius (ninespine stickleback), 2088 nucleotides. It is a transcript of the gene il10, whose product is annotated as interleukin 10. Gene Ontology annotation, biological process: immune response. Bases 690 to 1253 code for a protein of 187 amino acids. The transcript is spliced from 5 exons. Gene Ontology annotation, cellular component: extracellular region. The record is from RefSeq and is a predicted model, not a curated record. Gene Ontology annotation, molecular function: cytokine activity. NCBI's taxonomy places the organism in Eukaryota, Metazoa, Chordata, Actinopteri, Perciformes, Gasterosteidae.